AUGCAUUCUCUUCACAAGAUUACCUUCUACGGAGAGCAGAUUUACACUUGCGUCACCGAUGAUCCGUCCGUCGUGACUCGUUGGAUUAUGGAGGUUGAGCGCGCCCACCUGCUCUGGCUGAAUCGGCUCGUCGUUGGACUCGACAUCGAGUGGCGCCCGAACCUCGAGCCUGGCGUCGUCCAUCCUGUGGCUACCCUACAACUGUGCGUCGCCCACAGCUGCCUCAUCUUUCAAAUUCUCCAUGCUGAGUACGUCCCCGCGUCGCUCCAUGCAUUUCUCGGUAAUCUCGACUACACGUUCGUCGGCGUCGGCAUCAAGGAUGACGCAAUGAAGCUGAGCGACGACUUUGGGCUUGUCGUGUCCCGCAUGGUCGAUCUCCGUGGGCUGGCGGUAGGGAGGUGGCGGAACCCGUCAUUGGGUUAUAUGGGGCUGAAGAAAUUGGUUAAAGUUGUGCUCCGAAAAGACCUUGAGAAGCCUAAAGAGAUUACGUUGAGCCAUUGGGACGAGAAGACAUUGACAGCUCCUCAGGUAGAGUACGCGUGCCUCGAUGCCUUCGUCACUUUCGAGCUCGGAAUGGCUUUGCAAGCAUGGCUAGUGGGUAGAGUUCGUGUCGGUUGGUGUGUCGGGGCAAACUGCGUGAUCGUACCUAAUAUGGUCGCCCCUAUUUUCCCUCAUCAAGUUCGCUCAUGA
This is a messenger RNA of Eucalyptus grandis, 690 nucleotides long. RefSeq names its product Werner Syndrome-like exonuclease. Gene Ontology annotation, cellular component: cytoplasm; nucleus. Gene Ontology annotation, molecular function: nucleic acid binding; 3'-5' exonuclease activity. The coding region runs from base 1 to 690 and encodes 229 amino acids. Gene Ontology annotation, biological process: nucleobase-containing compound metabolic process. The transcript has a single exon. The record is from RefSeq and is a predicted model, not a curated record. NCBI's taxonomy places the organism in Eukaryota, Viridiplantae, Streptophyta, Magnoliopsida, Myrtales, Myrtaceae.